AUGUCCAGCGAGGUGCAGCCGAGGCCGGACGACAGCCCCAACACCAGCGGGGGAAGCUCGGACGCCGAGCAGAGGGAGGCGGCCCCGCCGGAGCAGCCGGGCCCCGAGCAGCGGGACCAGACCCAGCCCAAGAAGAAGGAGGCCAAGAUCUCCAGCAAGACCGCCGCCAAGCUCUCCACCAGCGCCAAGAGAAUCCAGAAGGAGCUAGCAGAGAUAACCUUGGACCCGCCGCCAAACUGCAGCGCCGGCCCCAAAGGAGACAACGUCUACGAGUGGAGGUCGACCAUCCUGGGCCCCCCCGGCUCCGUGUACGAGGGGGGGGUGUUCUUCCUGGACAUCGCCUUCACUCCAGACUACCCCUUCAAGCCCCCCAAGGUGACGUUCCGCACGAGGAUCUACCACUGCAACAUCAACAGCCAGGGCGUGAUCUGCCUGGACAUCCUGAAGGACAACUGGAGUCCCGCCCUCACCAUCUCCAAGGUGCUGCUGUCCAUCUGCUCCCUGCUCACCGACUGCAACCCGGCCGACCCGCUGGUGGGGAGCAUCGCCACGCAGUACACAACCAACAGACCCGAGCACGACAGGAUAGCCAAACAGUGGACCAAGCGCUACGCCACAUAGCCCCCAGCGGAGCUGUUGAUUGGACGGCUCAGGGAUGUGAGGGCGUCGACACCGGGGGGGGGGGGGG
Messenger RNA from Pungitius pungitius (ninespine stickleback), 688 nucleotides. RefSeq names its product ubiquitin-conjugating enzyme E2 E2-like. The record is from RefSeq and is a predicted model, not a curated record. Gene Ontology annotation, cellular component: nucleus. Gene Ontology annotation, biological process: protein K48-linked ubiquitination. NCBI's taxonomy places the organism in Eukaryota, Metazoa, Chordata, Actinopteri, Perciformes, Gasterosteidae. Gene Ontology annotation, molecular function: ubiquitin conjugating enzyme activity.